GAUCCACCCGCCGCAGCCCUGCCGGACCGAGCUGUGCCGAACCGGACCAGGCCAGGACAACCCCAAGCGGGUCCCAUGUAGGCUAAGUGCACCCCUCCCCCCGCCGGCGUGACCCGAGCUAGAAAUGUAAUAACCGGGCGGAGAUUAUUAUAACCGGGUGUUACAGGAGCCAGAAUAUGGAUUUCCGUGGGAAGAAGUAUGAACGUGGCAGCAACUGGUCGGACCCGGAGGUGGUGGAGCUGCUGCAGCUCUGGGGCAAUGAGUCGGUGCAGAUGGAGCUGGAGAGCUGCCUGAGGAACCAGCACGUCUUCAACCGGAUCGCAGACGUCCUGAGGGAGAAAGGGAUCCACCGCACGGGCGACCAGUGCCGCGAGAAGAUCAAGAAGAUGAAGCUGGAGUACCGGCGGCUGAAGGACAACAGUAAGACGCUGCGCGGCGGCCGAGCGUGGAAGUUCUAUGAGGUCAUGGACCGGGUGCUGACCCACCGCCCGACCAUCUCCUAUGGAGCCAUGGGCCCUGGCGGGGUGCUGGGGCAGGCGGUCCUGCAGGGGCAGCUCUCGGACGGCUUCCACAACCACUUCCCUCAGUACGGCCAUGCCCAGCACUCGGAUCUGAUGGAGAUCAAAUGUGAGGAGGUGCAAUCUGACGAGCAGUGUCUGACCCCCGAGCCCCCCUCCAUGACCUACAUACACGACUCUGGGGCCGAGCAGGAAGAGGAGGAGCAGAGCCUGAUGGAGCGGGGGGCCCCCGACUCCCCCAUGUCAAGAGUGGAGGUGACCGAAGACGUCAGCGCGUCCCCCUCAGGCUUUAGCGAAUCCAACAUGGCUGGAUCGUCCGGGCAGAGCCGUCGCCAGCGGUUAUGGAGAAAGCGUAAGAACCACGAACCGCUGAACCAGCUGAUCUCCCAGAUGCUGAUGGCGCAGCGAGCGUCCGAGGAGCGCUUCCUCCAGAUGGAGGAGCGGCGGAUGGAGCAGGAGCAGGAGGCCGAGGAACGGAGGCUGCGCCUGGAGGAGCGGAGACUGCAGCUGGACCGCCAGCACGAGCUGCGGAUGUUCACCGUUUUUGCCCAGAUGUUGGGCAUGAUACGCCAGGGGGGAGGGGCAGAGGCCACGCUCCCCACAGACGCCGGCUUUUCUCAAGAGGGGGACGUCGUAGGCAAGGGAGUAUCGGGGAAGGUGCAGGAGUCCACAGUGGGGGACGUCUACAGCUGCAGCCAGUACUGCAGCCCCUAUCUCUCCACCCGCGGGAACAUCCUGAGCGGCUUCCAUGGAUCCUCCGAGGAGGGGUACAGAGCCUACCACGAAGACAAGUACGAUGAGGACAAGAACCCCAACGGAAUCAUCAACUUCGGCACCAGUGAGAACAAGCUGUGCUUUGAUCUGAUGUCCAAGCGGCUGACGCAGAGUGACAUGAACGUGAUUGAGCCGCCGCUGCUGCAGUACCCGGACUGGAAGGGACAUACCUUUCUGAGGGAGGAGGUGGCGCGUUUUUUUACCUAUUACUGUAAAGCACCCGCACCUUUAAAUCCUGAAAAUGUGGUCAUCUUGAAUGGCUGCGGCUCCCUGUUCUCCUCCAUGGCCGCGGUCCUGUGCGAUCCAGGAGAUGCGAUUCUGAUCGCCGCCCCCUUCUAUGGAGGAAUCACACAGAGUAUCUUCCUGUACAGUGGCAUCAAGCUGGUCUACGUGCACCUGGAGAGCAAGGUCACGUUACCGGAAACCCGUCCGUUCCAGCUGACCGUGGCGAAACUGGAAUCAACCAUGCAGACUGCCAAGGAGGAGGGCACUAAUGUAAAGGCAUUCAUCCUGUUAAAUCCACAAAACCCCUUGGGAGACGUAUAUUCUGCGGCUGAAAUGUUGGACUUCUUAGAAUUUGCCAAAAGGCACUCUUUGCACGUCAUAGUGGAUGAGAUUUAUAUGCUGUCCGUGUUUGACGAGUCUGUAGUGUUCCACAGCGUGCUGAGCCUGGACAAGCUUCCUGAUCCUCAGAGGACUCACGUUAUGUGGGGAAUUAGCAAGGACUUUGCCGUCUCAGGAGUUCGGUUUGGGACGCUCUACUCCCAGAAUCGGGACGUCUGCAAUGGCGUGGCCUCUCUCUGCUACUUCCACGGGGUCUGCGGCCCCAUGCAGUACAAGAUAGCUCAGCUACUGCGUGACCGAGACUGGAUUAACCAGGUUUACUUACGAAUCAAUCACUCUCGCUUACGGGCGGCUCAGGCGUAUGUGGCAGACGAGCUCCGCGCCAUCGGCGUUCCCUUUCUAAACCGCAGCGCAGGAUUCUUCAUCUGGAUUGACUUCCGUAAGUACCUGCGGACUCCAACCUUUGAGGAAGAAGUCAGUCUAUGGAAGGAUUUCCUGGAUAAUAAGGUUCUCCUGUCUUGCGGGAAAGCCUUUGAAUGUUCGGAGCCCGGUUGGUUCAGGAUUAUAUUCUCAGACAAGACCCACCGGCUGCAGUUAGGAAUGCAGCGGAUCCGCAAGGUGCUGGAAAGGAGGGAGAAAGAGCUGCAGAUAGAAGAGCAGAAUCCCGUAGAAGAAGACGGCAAAGCGGACAGCACGGACGAGGUCAUCUACGUGUCCAGUCACCACGAACCUUCAGGCUCCAACCUGAGCGACCUCAUCGUUCAGCUCCAGAACCAGAUGCGAUCGUCCGACUGGCUGCGGCGAAACACGGCGGAAAACUUUGCUCAGCAGAACCCGGAGGUUUUCCAGGUGUAUAGCAAAUAUGUGGGAAAGCAAUGAGGCAGAUGGGGCCGGGGCGGUGUGUCUUCUGGAGUCCUGUUCCUGUCAGAAUAGACUGUAUAGGUGCUUCCAUCUUGUAUGGCCCGUUGGACUCCAUCGGAAACCAGUUCAGGAUGGCUCCGCUCCAGCUGUUUGCAGCUUCCAUAAGUGGCUACAUACAUAUGGCUGCCAGAAGACCGAAGAUCGGGGGCUCGUCUUUAUCGUUGGGGCCAAGUAACUGGAAAUGUAACCAAAAAUAAUCUGUAGCACUUAAUGUACUGAAUAUUUGACACAUGCCCCCGACUUGUGCUAAACGGAGUAUUCUCCUGCAUUCGGUCUGUUUCAUUUUUCAUAAACUUCGUCAGGACAGGACAGGACCAUAGAAUGUGUCGACAGAUAAGAACCAUUUGGCCCAUCUAGUCUUCCUAAUACCAUCAGCAUCAUGGAGGACAUUUUUGACAUCUCUCUGCAAAAGAAAAGUCCUAAAAUGUGUUUUACAGUCGUGGCCGAGAGUGUUGGCACCCCUGAAAGUUUUCCAGAUAUUGAAGUAUUUCUCCCAGAAAAUUAUUGCAGUUACACAUGUUUUGUUAUACUUGUUUAUUUCCUGUGUGUGCAAUGCCAAAAAACGGAGAAAAAAACCCCAAAAUUACCAUACAUCAUUUCAUUCAAAACUCCAAAAAUGGGCCGGACAAAUUUACUGGCACCCUCAACUUAAUAUUUCUUUGGAGGAAAUAACUGAUAUCAGUCACUUCCUAUAACCAUCCACAAGCUUCGUACACAUCUCUACUAGUAUUGGACGACUCUUCUUCUGCAAACUGCUCCAGGUCUCUCAUAUUUGAAGGUCCACCGGUGUUCAAUGGGAUUUAGAUCUGGGCUCAUUGCUGGCCACUCUCCAGCGCUUUGUUCCCAUCCAUUUCUGGGUGCUUCUUGAAGUACGUUUGGUGUCAUUGUCCUUCUGGAAGACCCAUGACCUAGGACGCAAACCCAGCUUUCUGACACUGGGUCCUACAUUGCGACCCAGAAUCCUUUUGGUAAUCUUCAGAUUUCAUGAUGCCUCGCACACAGUCAAGGCACCCAGUGCCAGAGGCAGUAAACCAACCCCAAAACACACCUUUUGAACCUCCACCAUAUUUGACUGGAGGUACUGUGGUCUUUUCUUUGUAGGCUUCAUUCCUUUUUUCGGUAAACAGUGGACUUAAGUGUUUUACAAAAAAGCUCAUCUGUCCACGAGACGUUUUCCCGGAAGGAUUUUGGCUUAUUCACGUACAUUUUGGCAAACUGCAGUCUAGCUUUUUUAUGCCUCUGUGUCAGCAGUGGGGUCCUCCUGGGUCUCCUGCCAUAGCUGACACUGAUGCACCCUGAGCUUGAAUUUCUUUGGAACUUGAUUGGGGCUGCUUAUCCACCAUCCGGACUAUCCUGCGUUGCAACCUUUCAUCAGUUUUUCUCCUCCGUCCAGGGAGAUUAGCUACAGUGCCAUGGGUUGUAAGCUUCUUGAUUAUGUUGAGCACCGUGGACAAAGGAACAUCUAGAUCUCUGGAGAUGGACUUGUAACCUUGAGAUUGUUGAUAUUUUUCCACAAUUUUGGUUCUCGAGUCCUCAGACAGUUCUCUGCUCCUCUUUCUGUUCUCCAGCUUAGUGUGGCAGACACACAAUGCAAACAUUGAGUCAACUUCUCCCCCUUGUAUCUGGUUUUCAGUGUGAGUUCUAUAUUGUCCACACCUGUUACUUGCCAAAGGCAAGUUUGAACGAGCGUCGCAUGCUUGAAAUAAAGUUGUUUAACCACAAUUUUGAAAAAGUGCCAACUAUUUUGUCCGGCCCAUAUUUGGAGUUUUGUGUGAAAUUAUGACCAAUUUGUCUUUUUUUUUUUUUUUGUUUUGUUCCAGUACAGACAAAGGAAAUAAACGUGUAAUUGAAAUAAUUUUCAGGGGUGCCCACACUUUCUGCCAUGUACUGUAUAUGUUUCCAAAAAGUUGUAUUUACAUUUCCUUUACUUUCCAAUGGUCGCAGACUGAAUGAAUCAUAGAGCACAGUGUCAAUCUGCUGCUUGUAAAGCCAACACAGUAGGAUCAUGUCACCUGGACAUUUGACUUUACAUGCUCGUUGUAACCCAGUGCUAGCAUAAAUGGGUCAGUGUCCACCCUAGCACCACAGCGUCAUCUGUAUGCU
This is a messenger RNA of Bufo gargarizans (Asiatic toad), 4880 nucleotides long. Its product is annotated as 1-aminocyclopropane-1-carboxylate synthase-like protein 1. The coding region runs from base 177 to 2735 and encodes 852 amino acids. NCBI's taxonomy places the organism in Eukaryota, Metazoa, Chordata, Amphibia, Anura, Bufonidae. Gene Ontology annotation, molecular function: transaminase activity; pyridoxal phosphate binding. Gene Ontology annotation, biological process: amino acid metabolic process; biosynthetic process. The transcript has 16 exons. The record is from RefSeq and is a predicted model, not a curated record.